AGAUGCUUUGCACCCAUAUAAAGGCGGAAGAUUGUGUGGAGCGUGUGCCCAAGGGGAUGUUCCGCAAGAAACAGGACAUGGAGGACAAUAAUUUGUUCUUGGAGGGAAAUUCGAAUCGUGGGAAGGUGGUGAAAAACCAGGAAAUAAUUAAAACCUUCUGCGACGAAUGCGAUAAUUGCAAUAAAUCGCUGAUGUGCCUCACUUGCGGACGAAUUCUGUGCGGAAGAAACGACUCGGGCCACGCUUUGCAUCAUUUUGAAGAAACCAGCCACCCAGUCGUCAUUGAUUGCAUUUCUUUCGAGCUUUACUGCUAUUCCUGUGAUGAUGAAGUGUCACUGGACUUUGAGCCAUCUUUAUAUGGAGUUCUAAAAUCGCUGAAGCUCCUUUUCGACCGGGAAGACGUUAUGGAGGGAGGCGACGGGCCGACUAUACCGGCACAGCCUUUUCAAACAGUGACCUCAGUCGCCUCAACAUUCACCCAAAAGCUCCACGUGGCUCCAGCUUCUCGAAAUUCGAAGAAAAAACGUGGAAAAAAGGGAAAAGUCAGUCCAAUGUUCGUCGAUACACCACCAUUCCAGCAGCAGCAGGGAGCCGCCGUAAUUCAUGACGUCACACUAUCAUCCACAAAUUCUACGUCAUCGGGGUCCGGCGGUGCCACGUCAUCAUCUGAAAUUGCCUAUAGGCCACGUGGAAUGCGAAAUGUUGGAAAUACGUGCUUUAUGAAUGCCGUUUUACAAGCAUUAGCAUCAAUAUCGGAAUUUCGUGAAUAUAUAAUGUCUCUUUCAUCACUAGAAGACUAUAUUCACGACGAAAAAGAGCCGAAAAACGGGGGGAAUUAUUGCUAUUUAACAGACGAAUAUCGAAAAUUGUUGAUCUCCCAAUCGGCGCGCAGCUUCCGUGAACCAACGGCUCCAAAUGAGUUUCGAGAGGCUUUUAUAUCAGUUUGUCCGCGAUUUCGAGGCUUUCGACAGCACGAUUCUCAUGAAUUUAUGCGUUAUUUCAUGGAUUCACUGCAUACUGAAAUGAGAAAAUGCCGGAAAUUGCCUGGAAUGCCUGAUGAUAAGCAUACACCAAUUUCCAAAUAUUUUGAAGGGACACUACAGAGCUCGGUUAUAUGUCAAACUUGCCGCAAUUGUAGCAAUAAAAUUGACGAGUUUAUGGAUCUCUCACUGGACAUCCCAGCACAACGAAAUGCGUCAAAAGUUCGACUUUCCGAUUGUUUAAGCACAUUUUUCAAGUUAGAAAUGCUGGAAAAAGGCGAAAAACCGGAAUGCGCCAAGUGUAAAACGAAACAAACGUGCUCAAAGCAAAUGUUUAUUAGGAAAUUGCCACAGGUUCUCUGCCUCCAUAUGAAGCGAUUUCGGGAUAAUGGUGGAAAAAAUGAUGCGAUUAUCGAUUUUCCGAUGGGACAACUCGAUGUUACGCAAUUUUUGACCGAUGAUAGCGACGAGGCACCGUGUACCUACAGCCUUCAAUCAAUAAUUGUUCAUAUUGGAUAUGGAUGUGGUUCGGGACAUUAUAUAGCAUUUGGAAAACGAAAUGGCCGGUGGUUUCAAUUUGAUGAUACAGUAGUCAAAGGAGUUGAUGAAGCUCAUGUUUCAAAGCAGAAGGCCUACGUAUUACUGUAUACGAAAAUUAUUCGAAAAAUUGAUUAGGAUUUUAUUUUGUUAGGCACUCCAUUUUUCUGUGAUUUUUUCCCUUUUUUCUUGCAAUUUUUAGUGAUUUUUUAUAGAUUUUUCCCCAAAUUUUUUAGAGUUUUUCCUGGAUUUUUGCCUCUGAAAUUGGCCAAUUUUUUGGAAUUUUUCCGCUUUUUUUGGUAUUUUUAAGCUCAAUUUUCCUAGAAUUUCUGAUUUGUUCUGGAUUUUUUCCUCGAGAAUUGGCCAAUUUUCCCCGAUUUUGAAUAGUUUUUUUGUGAUUUUUCCCCAAUUUUUUUAAAUUGUUUUUUUCCUGCAAAGUUGGCCAAUUUAUUGAAAUUUUUGAAAUUUUAAGCUCAAUUUCAUUUAUUUUUGGCCCUUUUUUCCUGGAUUUUUUCAAAAUUUUAGUGAUUUUUUCUGGAUUUUUUCCUCCAAAGUUGACCGAUUUUCUGGAAUUUUUAGUGAUUUUUUCGAAAUAUUUUUUUCGUAAUUUUUUUUUGGAAUUUUUCAGAAUUUUUCCUGUAAAUUCGCCUUAUUUUUCUGGAAAAUUUCCGAUAUUAUUUUGGAAAUUUUCAGCUCAUUUUUUAGAUUUCAGUCAUUUUUCAAGAUUUUUAAACCUCCAAAUUGGUCAAUUUUUUGCAAAAAUUCAAGUUUUCCCUCCGAUUUUUCCUAGUUUUUCAUAGAUACCCCCCCCCCCCCCCCCUUCUCGCUUCCUCCACCAGUUUAUUCACAUUUCUAUGGGUCAAUUUUGCUGUUCUUCUGUCAAUUUCAAAGUGAUAUGUUUCUUUUUUGCAUCUUUUAAUUAAUAAAAUCAGAGUUUUGAAAAA
This is a messenger RNA of Caenorhabditis elegans, 2461 nucleotides long. It is a transcript of the gene usp-3, whose product is annotated as Ubiquitin carboxyl-terminal hydrolase. Lineage: Eukaryota; Metazoa; Nematoda; Chromadorea; Rhabditida; Rhabditidae. The transcript has 8 exons. The record is from RefSeq and is marked reviewed. Bases 3 to 1655 code for a protein of 550 amino acids. Gene Ontology annotation, molecular function: zinc ion binding; cysteine-type deubiquitinase activity. Gene Ontology annotation, biological process: ubiquitin-dependent protein catabolic process; protein deubiquitination.